This is a messenger RNA of Triticum turgidum subsp. durum (durum wheat), 714 nucleotides long. NCBI's taxonomy places the organism in Eukaryota, Viridiplantae, Streptophyta, Magnoliopsida, Poales, Poaceae. The record is from the annotation of a GenBank genome assembly.
AUGGUCGCCGAGCUCCAGCCGUUCGUCGGCGGUGACAAGGCCAUCCUCCUGCGCUUCUCGUCGGAAGUCGGAGAGUGGGUCAGCAAGUACGUCGGCUACCCGCUUCCUGCCAGGAUUCUGUGCCCCAACCGCGUGGUCUCGCACGCCGGGAGGCUCUGGUGGGUCGACCUCUCCUGGUGCCUCCUCACCUGCCACCCCUUCGAGGACGCGCCGGUGCUGAGAGUCGUCCCGCUGCCGGAGGGCAAGGCGCUCAAGCCCAGGGAAGCUUGGGGAUUGCUUGACAAGUACCGAUGCGUACGUGUCAGCGCCGGCAAGCUGCGGUUCGUGGACAUGUACUCCAGGAACCGUGACAGCCGCGGCGCUACACAGAUCAGCGUCUGGACGCUCGCCGAUCCUGACACCACGGAGUGGACGCUGGAGUAUGAGGCCACCUUUAAGGAGAUCUGGGACGACGCGAGCUACAAGGCGACUGGUCUGCCCAGGAAGAUCCCCGUGCUUGCGCUCAUCCACCCCACCAACCCGGACGUGGUCUACUUCUUCCUCGACGAGCAUCUGCUCGGUGUCAACGUGCGUGCUCGCAAGGUUGUGGAGUGUGAGGUCUACGAGCUGGUUGCACCGCCUAGCGAGCACGUCGUCACCCGUUUCAUUCACGCUUGGCAGCUGCCACCGGCUCUCUGCUCAGGUAACCGUAAUUCUACUGUCUUUUUUCGUUGA